Molecule: messenger RNA, 525 nt
Organism: Yamadazyma tenuis ATCC 10573
Lineage: Eukaryota; Fungi; Ascomycota; Pichiomycetes; Serinales; Debaryomycetaceae
Source: RefSeq, a predicted model, not a curated record
AUGUCUCAAAGGAUAGGGAACGCAGCAGUUGCUUUAACAAGAGUGUGGCACCACGUUGAUGUGGCUGGAGAUCACAGGACCUUGGGUCGGUUGGCAUCUAGCAUAGCUAUAGCUUUACAAGGGAAACACAAACCUACGUUUUCACCAAAUAGAGACCAUGGAGAUUAUGUUGUGGUAACCAAUUGUGCCCACUUGAAAAUAACGGGUAACAAACUCCAAGAUAAAACAUACUGGUCACAUACCACACGUCCAGGUUCGUUGAAUUUGAUUCCUAUGCAAAGAAUGAUAGAUAACAAAGGUUAUAAUGAAGUGUUAAGAAGAGCUGUCAAAGGUAUGAUACCAAAGAACAAAUUGAGACUCGUCAGAAUGGACAGAUUAAAGUUAUACGAUGGAGAUGAGCAUCCUUACAAGCAGAACUUGAUUGCGUUUGCUGAUGAAGCUCAAGAAGUGAGAGAAAAGAUCGCUAAUUUGGAACAGUCUGAGAAAGAAAAGCAAGAGCUUCGUGAGAAGUUCUUCAGUCAAUGA